Molecule: messenger RNA, 498 nt
Organism: Strongyloides ratti
Lineage: Eukaryota; Metazoa; Nematoda; Chromadorea; Rhabditida; Strongyloididae
Product: Cytochrome c oxidase biogenesis protein Cmc1-like family-containing protein
Exons: 4
Coding region: 1-498 (165 amino acids)
Source: RefSeq, a predicted model, not a curated record
AUGACUAAUGAAACAGAAAAUAAUGAUAUUAAAUUAAAAACGGAUGAUUUAUCAAGUCUUAAAGAAUCUGAAAUAUUUGUAGAUGAAGAAGGAAAAAAACAUAGAGUUAAAAAGACAAUUUUACCUCAUUAUUUUGCAGCAGGACCUCAUGGUUUAGGUGAUCCUGAAGAUCGUACUUUAAGAAGAUUAGAAGCAGAUGUAAUUAUACCUAAUAGAAUGAAUAAACAUAUUGAAAAAUUUGAAUGUAAUUCUGAAUAUAUGGAUCUUAUUACAUGUUUACGUCAAGAUGGAGCUAUAAAAGGUUUACGUAGUUGUAAACCUAUUCUAGAAGUACUUAACAAUUGUAAAAUAAAAUAUUUUAAUGAUUUAGAUUUUCGCAGUAAAAUAACAGAUAUAUAUUUACAAGAGAGGUCUGAGGCUCGACGAACUGGUAAAACAGAAAAACAACGAGAAUUAGAAAGGUUUAGAGAAUGGAAAAAACAACAAGAACAAAAAUAA